AUGAACAUUAUUUGUUGGUUCACGAAAUAUGUAAUUUCAGUGCCUGUCCCUGACGCAAAAGCAUUAACGUUAGCAAAGGCUUUCCUCACAAAUUGCUAUCUGAGGUUUGGCGGAUGUAUUGAAUUAAUAACUGAUAAUGCCACGGCAUUCACUAGCGAAUUUUUCAGAAAUUUCUGCUCUAUGUUGUAUAUAAAUAAGAGCUAUGCAAUUCCACACUGGUCCCAAGGCAAUGCAGUCACUGAACGCUCUUUUAGAACAUUCCAUAACAUUCUUGCCAAGUAUAUAAAUAAGGAACAGCCCGAUUUUGAUGAAUUUGUAGACAUAGCCAGCUUUUGCUAUAACACAUCAAUUCAUGCUUCAACAGGAGAAACACCUUUCUUUUUAAUGUUCGGUAGAGAUCCAAUUUUCUGUGUAGACCAAAUUCUCGAUCCCAGAGUUCACGACCCAAUAGCCUUAACUGAUUUAUCUGAAUUCAAACAAAAACUAGUAGUCUCGUUGAGAAAAGCAUGGGAAGCCGCGGACGAAGCAAAUAAGGAAGCCCAAUUAAAGUCAAAAGCCCAGUACGACAAAUUGACUAGAAACCCAACAGUAACUGUAGGUGACAGAGUAUUAUUGAGGAAUUAUUGUGGCAAAAUAGGUACCUCGAAGAAAUUUCACAUGCCCUGGAAAGGUGUAUUCAGAGUGGUAAAAAUAGAUGGAAUUUAUGUUACUAUAGUUAGUUGUAAUGCUCCUAGUGCGAUACCGAAGGUUGUUCAUAUAAACCAGUUAAAGAAGAAUUAA
Molecule: messenger RNA, 780 nt
Organism: Meloidogyne enterolobii
Lineage: Eukaryota; Metazoa; Nematoda; Chromadorea; Rhabditida; Meloidogynidae
Source: the annotation of a GenBank genome assembly